AUGUCUAGCCAUUAUCCACGCGCGGCGAGUCGCGGAUAAUGGCGAACUUUGGUUGAUUCUGUGUUGUUGACGUUUACUCUUUGAAAGGUUAUGCUCUGAAGCUGACUGCCUGAUAUUCCAAAAUAAUGGAGACCAUAAAGCAUUUCGAAGAGAGGGUGAAGAUGUCGACCAGCAUGUACGCGGUCUACAAGCAAACCCAUCCUCCGACUGGCGUCGAGCAUUCCAUCUACUGCAACUUCUACAACUCCCGGGAGAGGAGUCUGGUCGUCGCCGGCUCUUCUGUACUCAAGGUUUUUCGGCUUGUGCCCGAGAAUGAUUAUGCAGAACAAAAGCACCGUGUCAAACUGGAGCACACGCACACAUUCAAUCUGUUUGGCAACGUCAUAUGCCUGCAAGCAGUGCGCCUCUCGGGUCCCCGAGACACCCUUCUGCUCUGCUUCAGAGAUGCCAAGUUGUCGAUGGUUGAGUAUGAUCCAAGCACUCAUGACUUGAAGACAGUGUGCAUCAAGACAUUUGAGAAAGAAGAAUUCAAGGGAGGCUAUGUGCAAAUGACCCAACUGCCAAUGAUUCGGGUGGACCCUUGCAACCGGUGCGCGGCGAUGUUGGUCUUUAGUCGCACCAUUGCCGUGGUGCCCUUUCGGAAGGACACGGCCGCCGAGGAGCAGGAGACAGGACCGACCUUUGGAAACAAACCACCUCUACUAGACUGGUAUCCAGUCGCACUGACCGAGCUGGAUGAGAAGAUCAACAACGUCAUCGACAUGCAGUUUCUGCAUGGCUACUACGAGCCCACCCUGCUGAUCCUGUACGAGCCCCUUCGCACCUGGCCUGGACGAGUGGCCAUCCGCCAGGACACCUGCUGCAUCCUGGCCCUGUCCCUGAACCUGCAGCAGCGGGUGCACCCGGUCAUCUGGUCCUGCACCGGCCUGCCCUUCGACUGCCUCCAGCUGCUGGCCGUCCCCAAGCCGCUCGGUGGAGUGUUAGUCAUGGCGGUCGACUCCCUGCUGUACCUGAACCAGAGUGUGCCCCCUUACGGAGUGUCGCUCAAUUCUUUCACCGACUUCAGUACUGCUUUUCCACUGAAGCCACAAGAAGGGGUGAAGAUUUCUCUGGACUGUGCCCAGGCGUGUUUUCUGAGCUAUGACAGGCUCGUGCUGUCCCUCAAAGGAGGUGAAUUGUACGUCCUGACCCUUUUCAACGAUGGCAUGAGGAGCGUCCGCAACUUCAACUUCGACAAGGCAGCGGCUAGUGUGCUCACCACGAGUAUGACACUUUGUGAGGAAGGCUACCUCUUUCUGGGAUCGAGGCUUGGGAAUUCGCUGCUGCUGCACUACACCGAGAAAGCUGCAGAAAUGGAAGAAGCUGGGAAGAAGGAAGACAAGGCUGAGGGAGAUGCGAACGACCCGCCAUCGAAGAAGAAAAGAAUGGAUGCCAUUGGCGACUGGAUGGCUAAAGAUGUGGCCCUUAUUGAUCCGGAUGAGUUGGAGGUGUAUGGCAGUGAGACCCUGGCCACAAAGCAGUUGACAUCGUACACUUUUGAGGUAUGCGACAGUCUCAUCAACAUUGGGCCCUGCGGGAAGAUCUGCAUGGGUGAGCCAGCAUUCCUGUCUGAGGAAUUCACGCAAAACAGUGACCCAGACCUCGAGCUAGUCACAACGGCAGGCUACGGAAAAAAUGGGGCUCUCUGCGUCCUGCAGCGGUCGGUGCGGCCUCAAGUGGUCACUACAUUCGAGCUUCCCGGCUGCGUUCAUAUGUGGACAGUCAUGGGACCUCCAACAGAGAAAAAGGAGAAGAAGGAAGCAUCUGAGGAAUCAGAUGAGCAAGCAGCAGACGCUACGCUCACCAACACCCAUGCAUUUCUCAUCUUGAGCAGAGCUGACAGCAGCAUGAUCCUGCAGACGGAUCAGGAGAUCAACGAGUUGGAUCACAGCGGCUUCAGCACACAGAACCCAACUGUAUUUGCUGGCAACCUCGGAGACGGCCGCUACGUGCUACAGGUGUGUCCCAUGGGGGUGCGUCUGCUGGAUGGCACCCGGCAGCUGCAGCACAUCCCCCUGGACGUGGGGUCCCCCAUUGUGGGGGGCUCCCUGGCGGACCCCCACGUGCUCAUCCGCUCGGAAGGGGGCCUGGUGGUACACCUCACCCUCAGGGGGGACCCAGCCUCGGGCUGCCGCCUGGCCGUCCUCAGGCCCCAGCUCACUGCCGUGAAAGCCAAGAUCCUGAGCAUCUGUGUGUACAAAGACACAAGCGGACUCUUCACGACCCAGUACCGAGAACCGGACGAACCGGUCAAGCCACAGAAGCCUCCUGCCCCUCCCAAGGAGUCUACCGACGCAUCCACAAACGGCGUGUUGGAUGAUGAGGAUGAACUGCUCUAUGGUGACUCGGAAGAUACACGAGCCACAAAGGAGCCUGUCCGUGUCGCUGCAUUGGAAACAGAAUCCGAGACAGCCAAUGUUUUCGAGCUGAAGGAGGUCAAGCCAACCUUUUGGGUGUUUGUGGCCAGGGAAAAUGGAGUCUUGGAGAUCUACUCUCUUCCCGACUACAAGCUCUGCUUCCUGGUGAAGAACUUCCCGAUGGGGCAGAGGGUCCUCGUGGAUUCUGUUCAAAUGACUGCACCUUCUGGCACCAAGUCUGAAAAGCUGUCUGACAUGUCCCAUGAAUGUAUGCCAGUUGUCCACGAGAUUUUGAUGGUUGGACUGGGUGUCAGGCAGUCACGUCCACUGCUGCUGGCCAGGGUGGACGAAGACUUGCUCAUCUACGAGGCAUUCCCUUUCUACGAGACGCAGAGGGAAGGACACCUUAAACUUCGCUUCAAAAAACUCAACCACGACAUCAUCCUGCGCUCCCGCAAGUACAAGACCCAGAAGCCAGAGAACGAAGAGGAAGAGAAGGCAUUCCAGAGUCGCCUCUGGCUGCAGCCGUUUUCUGACAUCUCCGGCUACUCGGGGGUGUUUCUCUGUGGACAUCGCCCUCAUUGGCUGUUCAUGAGCUCUCGAGGGGAGCUUCGCUAUCACCCCAUGUUUGUGGACGGCCCGGUCUACUGCUUUGCUCCAUUCCACAAUGUCAACUGUCCCAAGGGGUUUCUUCACUUCAAUAAGCAGGGGGAGCUGCGCAUCAGCACCCUGCCCACCCACCUGACGUACGAUGCCCCGUGGCCCGUGCGCAAGGUCCCGCUGCGGUGCACGCCCCACUUCGUCAACUACCACGUGGACAGCAAGACGUACUGCGUGGUCACCAGUCAGCCGGACCCCUGCAACCAGCUGGUGCGCUUCACUGGGGAUGAGAAGGAGUACGAACUACUCGAGAGGGCCGACUCGAGGUACAUCUUCCCGACGAUGGACAAGUUUUCGCUGCAGCUGCUGUCCCCCGUGAGCUGGGAGACGAUCCCCAACACCCGGGUGGACCUGGACGAAUGGGAGCACCUGACCUGUAUCAAGAAUGUGAUGCUGUCCUCGGAGGGCACCAGCACGGGCAUGAAGGGAUACCUGGCCCUGGGCACCAACUACUGCUACGGGGAGGACGUCACCAGCAGGGGACGGAUCACCAUCCUGGAUAUCAUUGACGUUGUUCCAGAGCCGGGGCAACCAUUGACCAAGAACAAAAUCAAGAUCGUUUACAGCAAAGAGCAGAAAGGACCCGUGACGGCGCUCUCUCAAGUCGUCGGGUUCCUCCUGAGUGCCAUAGGGCAAAAGGUAGGACGGAAGCGACUCACACUCUGCUUUCACACUCAGCAUCUGUGGAGGCCUUCACUUUUAUAUUAUGGUUGCGUGUUUCUCUUGCAGAUGUACAUCUGGCAGCUCAAGGACAACGGCCUGGUGGGAGUGGCAUUCAUCGACACUCAGAUCUACAUCCACUCAGUGGUGACGGUCAAGAACCUGAUUCUCGUGGGCGACGUCUUCAAGUCGGUGUCGCUGCUCCGCUACCAGGAGGCAUCCAGAACCCUCUCUCUUGUCAGCAGGGAUGUUCGGCCCUUAGAGGUUUUUGCCGUUGAGUUCUUCAUUGAUAACUCCCAGAUGAGCUUCUUAGUGACGGACUCUGAGCGCAACAUGAUCCUGUAUAUGUACCAGCCGGAGUCGAGGGAGAGCUGUGGGGGCCAGCGACUCCUCCGGCGAGGGGACUUUCACAUCGGCUCGCCCGUGGUCUCCAUGUUCCGCAUCAAGUGCCGCAUGGGGGAAGUGGCCAAGCACGACCGCCGCCUUGCAGCCAGCGUGGACGGCAGGCACAUCACCAUGCUCGCUACACUCGAUGGAAGCCUGGGCUAUGUGCUGCCAGUGCCGGAGAAGACGUAUAGGAGGCUGCUCAUGUUGCAGAAUGUGCUGGUCACCAACAUGCCACACUAUGCUGGCCUCAACCCUAAGGCUUUCAGGAUGUACCAUUCCCAGAGACGGGUUUUAGGGAACCCCCACAAGAACAUCCUGGAUGGGGAACUCAUCUGGAAGUUUAUGCAUUUGUCCUUCAUGGAGCGCAGUGAGCUCUCAAAGAAAAUAGGAACCACAGUCACUCAGAUCACGGAUGACCUGCUGGAGAUUGAGACCUACACUGCACACUUCUGAGCUUCCGAAGCCGUCGGCUUUGACCAAAGCUAAUGUACAUACUCAUGAUCAUGGCUCAUGAAUCAAGUGGAUCAUUAAAAAGUUAUGUGUGA
Ixodes scapularis (black-legged tick) is the source of this 4648-nucleotide messenger RNA. RefSeq names its product cleavage and polyadenylation specificity factor subunit 1 (gene CPSF1). NCBI's taxonomy places the organism in Eukaryota, Metazoa, Arthropoda, Arachnida, Ixodida, Ixodidae. Gene Ontology annotation, molecular function: nucleic acid binding; protein binding. The transcript is spliced from 35 exons. Bases 126 to 4556 code for a protein of 1476 amino acids. Gene Ontology annotation, cellular component: nucleus; mRNA cleavage and polyadenylation specificity factor complex. The record is from RefSeq and is a predicted model, not a curated record.